Messenger RNA from Durio zibethinus, 4868 nucleotides. Lineage: Eukaryota; Viridiplantae; Streptophyta; Magnoliopsida; Malvales; Malvaceae. The record is from RefSeq and is a predicted model, not a curated record.
CCCUAUUGGCCUUCCACAAAUUACAUGAAGAAAGAAAUUUGAAACUUCUCUUUCUUUCUUCCUCUUUGUUUCGAUUUGUUUUGUUUCUGAAAGGAUUGUAAUUUACACGAAGAAAAGCUGUUCGUGAAUGAUUUGAGAUUGACCAAUAUAUAUAUAUUUAUUGUGGAUUUGAUUUGUUGUUGCUGAAGGACAGCUACCAAUCUCUAUCAUCCGUUGAAGUUGGGCCCCAUUUUCCAUGUACGGUUGGAAUUCAAUCUCGAUCUAGAGGAGCCUUGCCCUGACGCUCUCUUCUCAACUCUAUCUAGUUUAAAAUUUAAAGAAUUGUUUUGUUGGGUGAUUAAAUCUGCUUCUCUUCUCUUACGCUCUGUCUGUCUAAGCAAUAAAUAAGAGGGUCUUUGACUAAGGAAGGAGUAAGGAGGCCUCAUAGCCUGAACACUAUUACACAACUUACUGACCUUCUACUUUCUGACUCUUUCUUUCUUUCUACAUUGCUCCAAAUGUAGCAGCAGCAGCUUCAGCCCUCAGCCUUCACCGCACUCACCUUGCCUCCUUAACACAAUAGAGAGAUCAAGAAGAAUAAGAAGAAAAAGAAGACGAAAAAGGUGAAAGCAAUACAACGAACAUGAUGGUGAUGAGGAAAAGACUGACUUGCUGUACCCGCGACAGAGAGAUUAGCCUCGAUUUUGAUGAGCAAGACAUCUUUUGUUGACCAAGACCAAGAUCAAGAUGAGGAAGCUGGUUCUUCCACGUUACCCAUUAGCUAGCCCUCAAAAUUUUGUUUUAUUGUCGAACAUGAUAUACCUUACACAUGGACUGAAAGCACUUCUUUGCUUGUCUAAAGAGCCAACUAUUCUUUAAAGAACGCACUUCAUCUUCAUAAUCUAUAAUAGUUCAUAUUCUGAAGUGCUUAGUAAACCAUUCCACUCUAUUCUUUUCUGAGUCUGUUGUGAAUGCCAAUUAGCAUGUAUGGAUUAUGUAUCACUCAUGUAUAUUAUAUUUGGUGCAUGUAAACUUCUUUCUCUCAUUUCGUUUUUGCUUUAAUUAGAAUUGAAGUAUUGUAUUGCAUGACUUAGAAGGUUGGGGAUUGAGGGGAGAGUAUUGGGAGGGUCCCAUAACUUGCAGACCAUGGGCCAUGGGGGUAGGACUGUUGGAGGAGGUGACCCAGCAGUUCUCAUUUUUUGGUUGGCCAUUACCAUUUCUUCAAUCUUCACUUAAUAGUCACUGCCAUUGCCAUGCAGCAAUGCUGUCUCUAUUUAAUUCUUAGCUGAACAUUUAUGGUACCCUAAGAGGAGGUGUGAAUGUCAUGUGCCUUUCUCUUCUGUUGCACUACAACCCACACCCAUUAUUUCUUUCUUUCUGUUAACUUGAAAAAGAAUAAAGAGAUAUUAUUCAAGCUUAAUUUUUUGAACAGCAGGGAAUCAUGCUUCUAUCAUUAAAUUAAAUAUUCAAUGAAUUUCUUGGUGGAUCUAGGAGUUUUAGUGUGAGUUAACCACUUUUUGAAGACAAAGAUGAGAAACCCGUGAUCAUUGCAAGCAACCCUAUUAAUUCUCGUCAAAAUCUGCUCUUUAAUAAAUGAGCAGAGUUUCAAAUCCACCAGAUUAUUAAGUAUCUAAAGUUUAGAUGCAGCCCCCAUUUGUUUAGUAUUUGAGUAGAUACGCAUGGUCAUUGAGGUGGGCAAACCUUGUUUGAGAAAGAUGUCCAAUAGAUACUCAUGCUCAUGAAUUUUUACUAAGGUGAGUAAUCCUUGUUUGAGAAAGAUGUGCACUUGCCUCAAACAAUUACUAGCAUUUUUAAUGAAGUUAUAUUCUUUGUUGUUAUGGUCGGUCCCCUCAGUGGGCCCAAAGGAAACGCCUCAUCGAGGUCUGAUUGUCUCAUCAUUUGAAGCUAUUUGGUUUUGUUUGAACUUUCCAGUUUCAAGCUAGGAUACGGUGACAAACGGGAAAAAAAAAAAAAAAGAAGUAUCGUAAUGCUCUAGUAGUGUUACUAGCUAUCAAAUUGCCUAUGGGCUCUGGUACAGAACCUCCUGAAAAUGCAUUGGUUGCCCUCCCUUCCCUCCAAUCGAUAAUAGGUUAGGUUUUGAAGACUUUUCUUUUGCUUGUGGUCAGUGGUGGGCCCUUCCCUUCAUAUGGUACUGUUAUCAUUUAAAACUCUUCACUUAACAGUGUGAGACAAUGAAGUUACUGAGUGGGGACACAAAAGUCAUGUCCGGACGACUUUUCUUUCUCCUAAAAAGAUGAAGUACUAGUAAUUAAUUAUUGAUACUUGGAUGACCUAGCAUCGGGGCGACCCAUUUAUUCAAAAUUAGUAUUUUCUGGUUGCAAAGAGAAAAAUACCCUGCUGCAACACGCCAGAUAAAAGGAGUGGAAAGGAUAAUAAUACUAACUUUUAUUAAAAUUCCUUUCUAGACUAUAAAAACAAAAAACUUUGAUUAAAAUUAGCCACUUUCUUUUGUUGGCCAUCUUUUUAAGUUUUGAGAAGUGCACGCGUUUUCUGGAGUUUGAGUUUGCCGUUGAUCAGGCUCGAAUUCAGAUAUAAGAUGUCCUGUUUCAGGAAAUUUCUCUCUUUUUUUUGUUUUUUUAUGCGGGCCUACUUCUCAAAACUUGGGAAACUUCUGCCUUGUAGUCUCUUGUCUUGUCUUCAUUCUGAAGAGGAAAAUGCAUCAUGUACGGCAAGAACGCUAGCUGUUAAUGCUUUUUCUUAUCACAUGAUUGAUUUUAGAACAAACGUGUUGAGCCAUAACUUUUAAACAUGGGUAUAAGCCAUAGGGAAAGAGGUGGGCAGUUAAAGUUAUCCACAUCAUAAAACCCAAUCAUUUUACGCAAUUUUUGUAGAAAAUGAAUCAUCUUAUCUUAUGAUCUAUCCUAACUGCGGAAUAGCGCUCGCCCUUGCACUACCAUGUGCAUGUGCAUGUGCUAAUAUCUGACUUUUCUACAAUAAGGACAAAUCUCAAUUAUUUUAUUCAAAAUGAAAAGGGUGCAUAUGUGAACUUGGAGAGUCUGGUUUUUCUGAUCUAUGAUAACCUUCAUAAUUACUUACUUAGCAUACCCACCUGUCUAGAUAAAUAUGGAUGGAAAUGGCAUUUAAUCAAAUCUAUUAUGAGAUCAAUGACAGCUCCAAAAAUGAAAAAUAUGUGAAGGAUAAUGACAUAUAAUGGCCUUGAGAGCUGUAUUCUCAACAAUAAGUCUUAUGAAAACGAAAGCAGAACGAGCAGAGGAGACGGAUGUGCAUCUGAUUCCUUGGAUGAUGAUUUCUCAAGCUGUUCUUCUAGCAAAGAUGCUUUUGGAUCAUUUUCUUCCAAGUGGAUGAAGAGAGAUGAACAAGGUUCAGAUGAAUGGGAGCCCUCAGAAAGCCCCAAACAUUUUUAUGUCAAAGAGAAACCUGCUUAUGCCAUUCAAUCUUCAGAUGUUAAGACAAUGAAAGAAAAUUUUGCAAAGCUUCUAUUGGGGGAAGACAUUACAGGUGGACGGAAGGGUGUUUCCACAGCUUUAGCAUUGUCAAAUGCCAUAACAAAUCUUGCAGCCUCAGUUUUUGGGGAGUUGUGGAAAUUGGAGCCACUGGCUGAAGAAAGGAAAAAUAAAUGGCAAAGAGAAAUGGACUGGUUAGUCUCCCCUACCAACUAUAUGGUGGAGUUAGUACCUGCUAAGCAAAGUGGUGUCAAUGGCAGGACUAUGGAGAUAAUGACUCCAAAAGCCCGUGCAGACAUUCACAUGAAUCUCCCAGCACUUCAAAAGUUGGAUUCUAUGCUUAUUGAAACACUGGAAUCAAUGGUGAAUACUGAGUUUUGGUAUGCGGAAGUUGGCAGUCGGGCAGAAGGAAGAAACAAGAGUGCGAGGGAGAGCAAGAGGUGGUGGCUCCCGUUGCCACAAGUUCCCAAAACUGGGCUCUCGGACACUGAAAGGAAGAAGUUGCAAUGUAAGGGCAAGGUGGUACAUCAAGUAUUCAAGGCUGCAAAAGCGAUCAAUGAAAAUAUUUUGUUUGAAAUGCCUCUUCCAUCCAUUAUUAGGGAUGCCCUACCCAAGUCUGGGAAGGCAAACCUGGGUGACGACCUGUACAAGUUUUUGACUGUGGAGUCCAGCUCUGUUGAAGAAAUGUACAUUUCACUCAAUUUGAAAUCUGAACAUGAUGCCCUUGCAGCCAUCAAUAGGUUGGAAGCUGCUGUAUUUGCAUGGAAAGAGAGAAUUACAGAACAAGCUAGUGGUAAUUCCCCAGUGCGAAAAUCAUGGUCUUUCAUUAAGGACCCAAUGUCUGAGAUGGAUAAGAUGGAGCUACUACUGGACCGAGCAGAAGCAGUUUUACAACAGAUAAAGAGCGCAUAUCCGAAUCUUCCUCAAACAUUUCUUGAUGCUACAAAGAUUCAAUAUGGCAAGGAUGUUGGGCAUUCCAUUCUGGAAGCAUAUUCACGCGUCCUCAGAAACUUGGCUUUCAGCAUAAUGUGUAGGAUUGGAGAAAUUCUGCAAGAAGAUGCUUUGAGUAACCCAAAUUCGCCUGUGGCAACAUUGUGCUUCCCUGGAAUGAAUGUGGAGAGAAAUAUGCAAAGUCCAGCUUGUGGUCAGCGUGCAAGGCAGUCUCUGAUUGAUCAGAUGAACAAAGCAGAAGGGAAGUACUGUGAGUCUGAUUCAAGCAGCUAUUCUGAUAGGGAGUUAUCGUGCAAUGAAGGUAGAGCAAACUGUGUAAAUGCAACACCGAGUAGGGGUCGAGUUUGGUGUAUUGGUAAGGAGGCAUGUGUAGGAGUGUCUCCUUGAUAUGGAAUGGUAUGGAAGUGUGAUUUACAUUUCAACGGUGCUUUUGUAAAUGAUUCUCCUUCCUAUUCCUAUUAAUUAUUAAGCUUUAAGAAAAAAUGAUUCUCCAUCCUAUUCCUAUAAAUUAUU